GGUUACUUAGUGAUAUGAUUAUGGGUCUACUUUCAUCAAAAUACCGAAUUGAAAAAUAAUGCUCAGUCUAACAUGUCUAUCAAAAGAAAACCAGAUGGGGAAAAAAAGGCAAACCACUGUAACUUGACAGACAUCCAGUAACAGUGGCCACAUUUUAUUGUUAUGUUCACAACCUGCCAGUUUUUAUUCAGAGAUAUGAAACUUACGAGAUGUCCUGAUCAGAUAACCUGCUGAUGUCCUAAUCCUUUUGUUCUUUCAAGAAAUAGGUCAUUAUCUGAUUGUAAGGGCGCACUGAAUUGCUCCUUCCAGAGGUCAUGUGACUCCAAAUACAAAGGGGACCAGUCUUCAUCAGACUUAUCUAAUGGUGUUAAGAAGGAAGAAUUAUUUCAAAACAAAAUCACACAGUUAGUGAUAGUGUGAAGAUAAGACAUGGGGAUAAUGAACUGUAUUUGUACUAAAUGCACCCAGUGAAAACCCCCCUGCCCUCAUCUAUUGGCUGCUGGUGGGGGGUGGAGGUUGUGGCUCAUAAACUAUGAAGCUUUCCCAGGUGCUGUCAUAUAUAAAAGGUGCAGACAGGUGCGCUCACCUCAGGAUUACAUUAGUUCUAUCAAGGAUGUGGAUGCUCUUCUUUUUCAGCGCCUUGUUGGGGGCGUUGGGGUCAGAGGAAACGCCCCCUGGGGCCGCUCAGCAGCUUCAGGCCCUUCACUGCCCGCCCUGCGAGAGGAUACACUGCUCCUCCCGGCGGGCGCUGCAGCUCCAGUGUAAAGGUGGUGUCACAACGGGCGUCUGCGGCUGCUGCCCUGUUUGUGCCAGAACAGAGGGGGAGACCUGUGGAGGAACAUGGGACUAUCUGGGCAAGUGUGAUGAGGGACUGGUGUGUGUUUACCAGGACGCAGCAGCUGACAAACCAGAGGACGAGCACAAAGGGAUCUGUAAAGCAGUGAUUGAACCACUGGAUCCAGAGACCUGUCACCCAGAGUGCACCAAGGAAUACUGUCAGGCCAACCCCUCUGAAAUCUGCUCUGCCAGGUUUGUGUCUGUGGAGAAAAAGGCAUGCCAGGGCUCCUGCCAACACACCUCCUGUUCAAGCUGUCUGCUGCUAAAACCCCCAUCAUGUCCUCAGACCUGCGCCCCCUCUGAUCCUUCCUGUCUACACCGCUUUGGGAAGUGUGUGCACAACCACCUGACAGCAGCUCACAGUCCUGUGUGCCACAGCAACCUGCAGAAUAAUGCAGAGGGGCAUUUUGUGUGUUUGAUCCCAGCCUGUCAAACACACUGAACACACACUGAAGUAAAGAAGAGGAGAUCCAGAGGAAACCUUCACUAGCUCAUGUAGCUAAAUGGAAAAAGGCAGCUAUCUCUAAACUUUGUGUAUCACAUUGUAUAUGUCAUGUAACCCUGAAUAUAAUGCUGUGAAAUGAAAUGUAUUAAAUGUAUAUAUUUUAAAUCAUGAGAAAUAAAAUUCUGUGUCACACUGUACUUGAUUUUAUUUAUUUGGUGCGACGAGGGUGAUAUUGAUAAAAAAAUGAUUGAUGGCUGGGUAGGACAAGGAUGGAUGGAUGGAUGGAUGGAUGAUGGAUGAUGGAUGGAGCGAUUCCAGGUGCAUUGUUUUAUGUGAACUUGUGUGGUGGAUCUUAUUGUGCAUCUUAUAUUAUAUAUAUUUAUAUUUCCCUGGCUGCAAGACUGAUUUCUCCUCUGUAACAGUAAAGUUGAAGUUCAAUAAGAUCCUGGUGAUCAAUAGAGUAACAAGAAGCACCUUAUUUAAAAAACAACAACAGUUUGUUCUCUCUAUCAUUAGUUAACUUGAUAAUAAAUGAUAAAAAAACAAUCAGACUGCAUCUGAAAUGUAUGAAUUCUUAACUGUA
Messenger RNA from Seriola aureovittata, 1865 nucleotides. Its product is annotated as IGFBP domain-containing protein. The transcript is spliced from 4 exons. Gene Ontology annotation, biological process: regulation of cell growth; regulation of signal transduction. The coding region runs from base 533 to 1279 and encodes 248 amino acids. Gene Ontology annotation, cellular component: extracellular region. The record is from RefSeq and is a predicted model, not a curated record. NCBI's taxonomy places the organism in Eukaryota, Metazoa, Chordata, Actinopteri, Carangiformes, Carangidae. Gene Ontology annotation, molecular function: insulin-like growth factor binding.